AUGGUUUUCAUUCUAGGCGUUAACUUCUCAGAGCAGAAGCUCGUGAAGAAAGCUCUCGAAUCCUUUUAUGCUCUCGGUCCCAGCGUCUCCCAGCGAAUUCUCGCCAAAUACUCCAUCCACCCAUGGGCCAAAGUCGGCUCCCUGGCACCCAAGACCAUUACCUCAUUAACUGCCGAAUUGUCGGUAAUGACGAUUGAGAACGACGCGAAGAAGGUCCUGCGCGAGAAUAUCCAGAGAUUGAAGGAUAUGGGUAGCUACAGAGGAAGGCGGCACGCCAUGAACCUGCCGGCGAGAGGCCAGCGUACGAGAACACAGAUCGAAACGGCAAAGAAGCUCAACAGGGUGGACAGGAAACGGUGA
This is a messenger RNA of Verticillium nonalfalfae, 360 nucleotides long. RefSeq lists its product as uncharacterized. Lineage: Eukaryota; Fungi; Ascomycota; Sordariomycetes; Glomerellales; Plectosphaerellaceae. Gene Ontology annotation, molecular function: RNA binding; structural constituent of ribosome. The coding region runs from base 1 to 360 and encodes 119 amino acids. Gene Ontology annotation, cellular component: ribosome; mitochondrion; small ribosomal subunit. Gene Ontology annotation, biological process: translation. The transcript has 3 exons. The record is from RefSeq and is a predicted model, not a curated record.